Messenger RNA from Pyricularia pennisetigena, 1347 nucleotides. RefSeq lists its product as uncharacterized. Lineage: Eukaryota; Fungi; Ascomycota; Sordariomycetes; Magnaporthales; Pyriculariaceae. Bases 1 to 1347 code for a protein of 448 amino acids. The transcript has 2 exons. The record is from RefSeq and is a predicted model, not a curated record.
AUGGCGGGCAUGUCUGAGGAGGACUAUGGCGCCACCGACGUGUCCCUCGCCGACGUGUCCACCGCUGGUAAUGGUAAACAGCGCAAAGGGCCGCGAUUCAGCUGGACGCCCGCGUACGAGGCCACCUUUUUCCGUUCGCUUUGUGAGUCGGUACAGCUUGGCCUCAAGGACAAUCACAGUUUCAAGGCUGAGGCCUGGGACCGUGCCGCUACCGCGCUGCAAAAACAGCACGGCGCAUACCCUAAUAAGGGCCAUCUCAUCAACAAAUCGGACAAUGCGCGAAAGAAGUUUCGCCUGUGGAGAGGGCUGCGCGAGGACCCUGACUUUCUCUACAACCCUUCAACGCGCCAGGUCACGGGCACCGAUGAGGCAUGGAGGUUGCACAUAGAGAAAGAGCCUCUCUCGCGGUCUCUGAAGGGCAGACCUUUCGAUCACGAGGAAUACAUGGAGAUUCUGUUUCCAGACGUUAUUGGUUCAGGAGGAGCACCCAAGCGCAUCACAAAGCAGAGAAGGAAAGAUACGAGCGGCUUGCAACAGCUGGACGAUCCAGAUCUUUCGCUCGCGGAGACAGCCAACAACAAUCUCCUAGAUAUGCUGGGCGAUACCAGCUUUGCAGCCCCCACGCAGCACAGCCUGGUCGGCUCGUCACUCGGUUUCCCGACGUCAGCCAUCACGCAGCAGUCUCAGCAUCAGUCUCAGCAUCAGUCGCCACUGCCGCCGCCGCCGCCGCCGCCGCAGCAACUUCAAUCCCCGCUACCACCACAGCAGCAGCUUCAGCAACAUCAACAGCAGCCUCCGCAGCGGUCCAUGCCGUCCCCCGCGAUCAACUCGAGAGCAUCAAUUGCUUCUGCGAGUGCUCUCACGCCACCAGAUGAGAACCCCACCCCUGCCGCCAAAACCACCCGCAAGCGCUACCCCGCCGACCAGCCGUCGGCCCCGGCUGACAAACGCCGCCGCACAACCGCACCGAAUGCCUUUGUCGAUCUGUCACACCCAGCGCAGGUUGCGCAGGCCGGCGGCGGCGUCAUGGCGCGGCCCCCGACGACAACAACAACUACGACACAGCAAGCACCACACGGCAUACCAGCGACAAUCGCGGAGGACCUAUUACUACAGCUAUCCGAGAACGUCAAGCAGUCUCGUCCGCUCCGGUGGCCAGAGCAGGCUAUGGAAAUGUUCUUCCGCGAGUUUUGCAACGAAGACAUGGAUCUCCAGGUCAAGAUCGCCGAGAAGGUGCUUACAGACCCGAGCAAGGCCAUGGUUUUUUGCAAGAUGCCGCCAGAGGUGCGGAGUCAUUGGGUUGGCAGGCUGCGUGACAUACAUUUUCGCGCCGGACCUGGGGUGUAG